AUGACAGCAGUGACAACGGUGAGAACAGUAAAAACGGUGACAACAGUGACAACGGUGAGAAAGGUGACAACUGUGACAACAGUGAGAACGGUGACAACAAUGAUAACAGUGACAAUGGUGACAACGGUGACAACAGUGACAACUGUGACAACUGUGACAACAAAAACAACAGUGACAACGGUGACAACAGGGAGAGCAGUGACAACAGUGACAAUUGUGACAAUGGUGACAACAGUGACAACGGUAAAAACAGUGGAAACGGUGACAACAGUGAAUACGGUGACAACCAUGACAAUGGUGACAACAGUGACAACAGUGACAACGGUGACAACGGUGACAACAAUGACAACAGUGACAAUUGUGAAAACAUUGACAGCAGUGAAAACAGUGACAACAGUGACAGCAGUGACAACAGUGACAACCGUGACAACAGUGACAAUGGUGACAACGGUGACAACAUUUACAACAGUGACAUCUGUAACAAAUAUGACAACAGUGACAAAGUGACAACGGUGGCAACAGUGACAAUGGUGACAACAGUGACAACUGUGACAACAAUGACAACAGUGAAAACGGUGACAACCGUGACAACAGUAACAACGGCGACAACGGUCAAAACAGUGACAACAGUGACAACUGUGACAACGGUGACAACAGUGACAACGGUGACAAGGGUGACAACAGUGACAAGAGUGAAAACGGUUACAACAGUGACAACACUGACAAUGGUGACAACGGUGACAACAUUUACAACUGUGACAACAGUGACAAGGCUGACAACGGUGACAAGAGUGACAACAGUGACAACUGUGACAACAAUGAAAACAGUGACAAGAGUGACAACGGUGACAACGGUGACAACAGUGACAACAGUGACAACGGUGACAACGGUGGCAAGAGUGACGACGAAGACAUCGGUGACAACGGUAAAAACAGUGACAACGGUGACAACAGUGAAAACAGUGACAACAGUGACAAUGGUGACAACGAUAACAACAGUGACAACGGUGACAACAGUGACAAGGAUGACAACAGUGACAAUGGUGACAACGGUGACAACAGUGAGAACAUUUACAACAGUGACAACUAUAACAACAAUAACAACAGUGACAACAACGACAACAGUAAGAACGGUGACAACAGUGACAAGAAUGACAUUAGAGAAAACGGUGAUAACAGUGACAACGGUGAAAACAGUGACAACACUGACAACGGUGACAACUAUGACAACAGUGACAACAAUGACACCGGUGAGAACAGUGACAACGGUUACAGCAGCGACAACGGUGACAACAGUAACAACGGUGAAAACAGUGACAACGGUGACAACUGUGACAACGGUGAUAACAAUGAUAACAGUGACAACGGUGACAACAGUGACAAUGGUGACAAAAAUGAUAAAAGUGAAAAUGGUGACAAUGGUGAGAACAGUGACAAUGGUCACAAAAGUGACAAAUGUGACAACUGUGAGAACAAUGACAACAGUCAGAACGGUGACAACAGGGAGAGCAGUGACAACAGUGACAAUUGUGACAACGGUGACAACAGUGAGAACGGUGAAAAAAGUGGAAACGGUGACCACAGUGACAACGGUGACAACAGAGUAACCUGUGACAACAAUGAGAACAGUGACAAUGAUGACAACGGUGACAACAGUGACAACAUUUACAACAGUGACAACUGUGACAACAAUGACGACAGUGACAAGGGUGACAACGGUGACAACAGUGUCAACUGUGAAAACAAUGAGAACAGUGACAACAGUGACAACGGUGACAACAGUGAUAAUAGUGACAACAGUGACAACGGUGAAAACGAUGGCAAGAGUGACAACGGUGACAUUGGUGACAACGGUGACAACAGUGACAACGGUGGCAACAGUGACAAGGGUGAGAACAGUGACAAUGGUGACAACGAUGACAACAGUUACAACAUUUACAACAGUGACAACUGUGACAACAAUGACAACAAUGACAACAGUGAUAACGGUAACAACAGUGACAACUGUGACAAGAAUGACAACAGAGACAACUGUGACAACAGUGAUAACAAUGACAAUGGUUAAAAUAGUGACAACUGUGACAACGGUGACAACUAUGACAACAAUGACACCGGUGACAACAGUGACAACGGUGACAAAAUUGAAAGCAGUGACAACGGUGACAACAGUAAAAACGGUGACAACAGUGACAACGGUGAGAAAGGUGAAAACUGUGACAACAGUGACAACGGUGACAACAAUGAUAACAGUGACAAUGGUGACAACGGUGACAACAGUGACAACUGUGACAACUGUGACAACAAUAACAACAGUGACAACGGUGACAACAUUGAAAACAGUGACAACAGGGAGAGCAGUGACAACAGUGACAACAGUGACAAUUGUGACAAUGGUGACAACAGUGACAACGGUAAAAAAGGUGGAAACGGUGACAACAGUGACAACAGUGAAUACGGUGACAACGAUGACAACAGUGAGAACGGUGACAAUAGUGACAACGUUGACAACGGUGACAACAAUGACAAUAUUGACAACAGUGAAAACAAUGACACAAGUGACAAAGGUGGCAAUAGUGUCAAAGGUGACAAUAAUCACAACAAUGAUGACAGUGACAAGGGUGAUAACGGUGACAAUGGUGACAACAGUUACAACGGGGACAACAGUAACAGCUGUGAAAACAAUGAGAACAGUGACAACAGUGACAACGGUGAAAACGGUGACAAUGGUGAUAAUAGUGAGAACAGUGCCAACGGUGAGAACGGUGGCAAGAGUGACAACGGUGACAUUGGUGACAACGGUGACAACAGUGACAAGAGUGAAAAUAAUGACAACGGUGACCACAGUGACAAUGGUGACAACAGUGACACCAGUGACAAGGGUGACAAUAGUGACAAUGGUGACAACAAUGACAACAGUGACAACAAUGACAACAGUGACAACAGUGACAACUGUGACAAGAAUGACAACAGAGACAACGGUGACAACGGUGAUAAAAGUGACAACGGUGAAAACAGUGACAACUGUGACAACGGUGACAACUGUGACAACAGUGACAAGAAUGACACCGGUGACAACAGUGACAACGGUGACAAAAGUGACAGCAGUGACAACGGUGACAACAGUAAAAACAGUGACAACAGUGACAACGGUGACAAAGGUGACAACUGUGACAACGGUGACAACAAUAAUAACAGUGACAACAGUGACAACAGUGAAAACGGUAAAAACAAUGAGAACAGUAACAACAGUGACAACAGUGACAACGGUGAUAAUAGUGACAACAGUGACAACGAUGGCAAGAGUGACAACGGUGACAUUGGUGACAACGGUGACAACAGUGACAACAGUGACAAUGGUGACAACAGUGACCACAGUGACAACGGCGACAAGAGUGACAACAGUGACAAGGGUGACAACAGUGACAACAGUGACAAGGGUGACAACAGUGACAAUGGUGACAACGGUGACAACAGUGACAACAUUUACAACAGUGACAACUGUGACAACAAUGACAACAGUGACAACAAUGACAACAGUGACAACGGUGACAACAGUGACAACUGUGACAAGAAUGACAACAGAGACAACCGUGACAACAGUGAUAACAAUGACAAUGGUUAAAACAGUGACAACUGUGACAACGGUGACAACUGUGAAAACAGUGGCAACAAUCACAACAGUGACAACAAUGACAACAGUGACAACGGUGACAACAGUGACAACUGUGACAAGAAUGACAGCGGAGACAACCGUGACAUCAGUGAUAACAAUGACAACGGUGACAACAGUGACAACGGUGACAAAAGUGACAACUGUGAUAACGGUGACAACAAUGAUAACAGUGACAACGGUGAAAACAGUGACAACGAUGACAACAGUGACAACGGUGACAACAAUGAUAACAGUGACAAUGGUGACAACGGUGACAACAGUGAGAACUGUGACAACGACAAUAGUUACAACAGUGACAACAUUGACAACAGUGACAAAAGGGAGAGCAGUGAUAACAGUUACAACAGUGACAAUUGUGACAAGGGUGACAACUGUGACAACAGUGACAACAAUGACACCGGUGACAAAAGUGACAAUAGUGACAACAGUGACAGCAGUAAAAACGGUGACAAUAGUAACAACAAUGACAACAGUGACAAUGGUGACAAAGGUUACAACAGUGACAACGGUGACAACAGUGAUAACAGUGACAACGGUGAGAAAAGUGACAACAGUGACAAUGGUGACAAAGGUCACAACAGUGACAAUGGUCACAACACUGACAAACGUGACAACUGUGAGAUCCAUGACAAAAGUCAGAACGGUGACAACAGGGAGAGCAGUGACAACAGUGACAACGGUGACAACAGUGACAACAGUAAAAACAGUGGAAACGGUGACAGCAGUGACAACGGUGACAACAGAGUAAACUGUGACAACAAUGACAACAGUGACAAUGAUGAGAACAUUUACAACAGUGACAACUGUGUCAACAAUGACGACAGUGACAAGGGUGACAACGGUGACAACAGUGACAACUGUGAAAACAAUGAGAACAGUGACAACAGUGAGAACGGUGACAACGGUGAUAAUAGUGACAACAGUGACAACGGUGACAUCGGUGGCAAGAGUGACAACAGUGACAUUGGUGACAACGGUGACAGUCGUGACAACGGUGACAACAGUGAAAAUGCUGACAACGGUGACCACAGUGACAACGGUGACAACAUUGACAAGGGUGAGAACAGUGACAAUGGUGACAACGGUGACAACAGUGACAACAUUUACAAGAGUGACAACUGUGACAAUAAUGACAAGAGUGAGAACAAUGACAACAGUUACAUCAGGGACAACAGUGACAACUGUGACAAGAAUGACAACAGAGACAACGGUGACAACGGUGAUAACAGUCACAACGGUGAAAACAGUGACAACUGUGACAACGGUGACAACUUUGACAACAGUGACAACAAUGACACCGGUGACAACAGUGACAACGGUGAGAAAAGUGACAGCAGUGACAACGGUGACAACAGUAAAGACGGUGACAACAGUGACAACGGUGAUAACUGUGACAACAGUGACAACAAUGAUAACAGCGACGACGGUGACAACAGUGACAACGGUGACAACAGUGACAGCGGUGACAACAAUGAUAACAGUGACAAUGGUGACAACGGUGACAACAGUGACAACUGUGACAACAAUGACAACAGUGACAACAUUGAGAACAGUGACAACUGUGACAAGAAUGACAACAGAGACAACGGUGACAACGGUGAUAAGAGUGACAACGGUGAAAACAGUCUGUGACAACGGUGAAAACUGUGACAACAGUGACAACAAUGACACCGGUGACAACGGUGGCAAGAGUGACAACGGUGACAUUGGUGACAACGGUGACAACAAUCACAGAAGUCACAACGGUGGCAACAGUGACAACGGUGACAAUGGAGACAACAGUGACAAGGGUGACAACGGUGACAACAGUGACAACUUUGAAAACAAUGAAAACACUGACAACAGUGACAACGGUGACAACGGUGAUAAUAGUGACAACAGUGACAACGGUGACAACGGUGACAACAGUGACAACGGUGACAAGAAUGACAACAGAGACAACGGUGACAACGGUGAUAACAGUGAAAACGGUGAAAACAGUGACAACUGUGACAGCGGUGACAACUGUGACAACAGUGACAACAAUGACACCGGUGACAACAGUGACAACGGUGACAAAAGUGACAGCAGUGACAACGGUGAAAACAGUAAAAACGGUGAAACCAGUGACAACGGUGACAAAGGUGACAACUGUGACAACGGUGACAAAAAUGAUAACAGUGAGAACGGUGAGAACAGUGACAACGGUGACAACAGUGACAAUUGUGACAAAAAUGAUAACAGUGACAAUGGUGACAACGGUGACAACAGUGACAACUGUGACAACAAUUACAACAGUGACAAUAUUGACAACAGUGACAACGGUGACAAGAGUGACAACAAUGACAAGAGUGACAACGGUUACAACAGUGACAACUGUAACAAGAAUGACAACAGAGACAACGGUGAGAACGGUGAUAACAGUGAAAACGGUGAAAACAGUGACAACGGUGACAACGGUGACAACUGUAACAACAGUGACAAGAAUAAGACCGGUGACAACGGUGGCAAGAGUGACAACGGUGACAUUGGUGACAACGCUGACAACAACGACACAAGUGACAACGGUGGCAACAGUGACAACGGUGACAAUGGUGACGACAGUGACAAGGGUGACAAUGGUGACAACGGUGACAACAGUGACAACUGUGAAAACAAUGAGAACAGUGACAACAGUGACAACUGUGACAACGGUGAUAAUAGUGACAACAGUGACAACGGUGACAACAGUGACAACUGUGACAAGAAUGACAACAGAGACAACGGUGACAACGGUGGUAACAGUGACAACGGUGAAAACAGUGACAACUGUGAUAACGUUGACAACUGUGAGAACAGUGACAACAAUGACACCGGUGACAACAGUGACAACGGUGAGAAGAGUGACAGUAGUGACAACGGUGAAAACACUAAAGACGGUGACAACAGUGACAACGGUGACAACUGUGACAACAGUGACAACAAUGAUAACAGUGACGACGGUGACAACAGUGACAACAGUGACAACAGUAACAACGGUGAAGACAAUGAUAACAGUGAUAAUGGUGACAACGGUGACAACAGUGACAACUGUGACAACUGUGACAACAAUGACAACAGUGACAACAGUGACAACGGUGACAAGAGUGACAAUAAUGACAAUAGUGACAACGGUGACAACAGUGACAACUGUGACAAGAAUGAGAACAGAGACAACGGUGACAACGGUGAUAACAGUGACAACGGUGAAAACAGUGACAACUGUGACAACGGUGAAAACUGUGACAACAGUGACAACAAUGACACUGGUGACAACGGUGACAACGGUGGCAAGAGUGACAUUGGUGACAUUGGUGACAACGGUGAAAACAAUGACAGAAGUGACAACGGUGGCAACAGUUACAACGGUGACAAUGGUGACGACAGUGACAAGGGUGAGAACGGUGACAACGGUGACAACAGUGACAACAGUGAAAACAAUGAAAACACUGACAACAGUGACAACGGUUACAACCGUGAUAAUAGUGACAACAGUGACAACGGUGACAAGAAUGACAACAGAGACAACGGUGACAACGGUGAUAACAGUGACAACGGUGAAAACAGUGACAACUGUGACAGCGGUGACAACUGUGACAACAGUGAAAACAAUGACACAGGUGACAACAGUGAAAACGGUGACAAAAGUGACAGCAGUGACAACGGUGACAACAGUAAAAACGGUGACAACAGUGAGAACGGUGACAAACGUGACAACGCUGACAAAAAUGAUAACAGUGAGAACGGUGACAACAGUGACAACGGUGACAAAAGUGACAACUGUGACAACAAUGAUAACAGUGACAAUAGUGACAACGGUGAAAACAGUGACAACUGUGACAACAAUUACAACAGUGACAACAGUGACAACAUUGACAACAGUGACAACGGUGACAAGAGUGACAAGAAUGACAACAGUGACAACGGUGACAACAGUGACAACUGUGACAAGAAUGACAACAGAGACAACGGUGACAACGGUGAUAACAGUGACAAUGGUGAAAACAGUGACAACUCUGACAACGGUGACAACUGUGACAACAGUGACAACAAUGACACCGGUGACAACGGUGGCAAGAGUGAGAACGGUGACAUUGGUGACAACGGUGACAACAAUGACACAAGUGACAACGGUGGCAACAGUGACAACGGUGACAAUGGUGACGACAGUGACAAGGGUGACAAUGGUGACAACGGUGACAACAGUGACAACUGUGAAAACAAUGAGAACAGUGACAACAGUGACAACAGUGACAACGGUGAUAAUAGUGACAACAGUGACAACGGUGACAACAGUGACAACUGUGACAAGAAUGACAACAGAGACAACGGUGACAACGGUGAUAACAGUGACAACGGUGAAAACAGUGACAACUGUGACAGCGGUGACAUCUGUGACAACAGUGAGAACAAUGACACCGGUGACAACAGUGACAACGGUGACAAAAGUGACAGCAGUGACAACGGUGACAACAGUAAAAACGGUGACAACAGUGACAACGGUGACAAAGGUGACAACUGUGACAACCGUGACAAAAAGGAUAACAGUGACAUCGGUGACAACAGUGACAACGGUGACAACAGUGACAACUGUGACAACAAUGAUAACAGUGACAAUGGUGACAACGGUGACAACAGUGACAACUGUGACAACAAUGACAACAGUGACAAUGGUGACAACAUUGACAACAGUGACAACGGUGAUAACAGGGAGAGCAGUGACAGCAGUGACAACAGUGACAAUUGUGACAAUGGUGACAACAGUGACAACGGUGAAAACAGUGGAAAUGGUGACAACAGUGACAACAGUGAAUACGGUGACA
Porites evermanni is the source of this 8493-nucleotide messenger RNA. The record is from the annotation of a GenBank genome assembly. NCBI's taxonomy places the organism in Eukaryota, Metazoa, Cnidaria, Anthozoa, Scleractinia, Poritidae.